Molecule: messenger RNA, 1194 nt
Organism: Hydractinia symbiolongicarpus
Lineage: Eukaryota; Metazoa; Cnidaria; Hydrozoa; Anthoathecata; Hydractiniidae
Product: protein MAK16 homolog
Exons: 10
Coding region: 72-920 (282 amino acids)
Biological process (GO): maturation of LSU-rRNA; maturation of 5.8S rRNA
Cellular component (GO): preribosome, large subunit precursor; nucleolus
Source: RefSeq, a predicted model, not a curated record
AUAUAUUUAGCUUUUCUAUGUAGGUUAAUAUAUAUACAGUCUACAAUUUUACUUUGUAAUUCUGCAAAGACAUGCAACAUGACGAGGUAAUUUGGCAACUAAUUAAUCGAGGAUUUUGCUCGUUUAAAAUAAAAACCGAACAGAAAGCGUUAUGUAGAAACGAAUAUAAUUUAACUGGAUUAUGUAACCGACAAUCAUGCCCACUCGCAAACAGCAGAUAUGCGACAAUUAAAGAAAUUGAUGGUGUAUGUUAUCUCUAUAUGAAAACAAUAGAACGUGCUCACAGUCCAGCAAAAUUAUGGGAGAGAAUUAAAUUGAAUAGAAAUUAUGAGAAAGCUCUAGAACAAAUUGAUAGACAUUUAAUUUACUGGCCAAACUACAUCAUACAUAAAUGUAAACAGAGAUUUACUCGUAUCACACAGUACUUAAUUCGAAUGAGAAAACUAAAGCUUAAAACACAGAAAAAAUUGGUGACUGUUAAUAAAAAAAUUGAACGCAGAGAAAAAGGAAGAGAGGCGAAAGCGCUUGUAGCUGCGCAAAUUGAAAAAAAUAUUGAAAAAGAAUUGCUGGAAAGGUUAAAGAAAGGAACAUAUGGGGAUAUCUACAACUUUCCAGAAACAGCUUUCGAUAAAGUUUUAGAAGACCAAGAAAUUGAAUCUGAUCAUGGUGAGGACGAGGAGGAAGAGAACGAGCUAGAAGAACCAGAAGAAUCCGAGGAGGAAGAUGUACCCGAAUUUGUUGAAGAUGACGAACUUGAGGAGAGCGAAAGUGAUAUGGAGGAUUACGAAUAUUCCACGGAAGAAAGCGAUAAAGAGGAAGUUCAAAAAGACACUCCAUCUUCGAGCAAGAGAAGGAAAAAGAUUGAGAUAGAAUACGAGCAUGAAGUGGAACCGAAAAAGAAACUAAAAGCCAUAAACUGAGUCCAUUGAGAUUAUAUAUAUCAGGCUUUAUUUCAAAUUAUAACCAAAAGUUUUUUAAGAGAGAUGAAUCAAAAUUAUGUUUGCAUGUCGCUAAAGAGAACUUUGUUACUUUUUCAUAGCUUUCAAAUUAUUCGAAUUGGAAAGACUUGCAGUGCGUCAUAAAGUGUUUGGUAAACUAGGAAUAUUUCGGUUAUAAACAGUCGGUGAGAGAGUAAUGUGUGAAUUGUUGAGUAUUUUUAUCUGGUUUUAUCGAAUUACAUAAAACGCUACAAAA